UCUAGGGCUUUGGGUGAAAGAGGCAAUGGCGCUAGUGAGGGCGGAGGUGGUCCUCAAGAAGCCCGUCACAUUCGUCACAGGCAAUGCCAAGAAGCUGGAGGAAGUGAAGAUGAUCCUGGGAAAUUCUAUCCCCUUCUCGACGCUGCGCGUUGAUUUGCCGGAGCUUCAGGGAGAGCCCGAGGAGAUCUCCAAAGAAAAGGCGCGCAUUGCCGCCAAACAGAUUGAUGGAGCUGUGCUCGUGGAGGACACAUGCCUGUGUUUCAAUGCUCUACAUGGCCUUCCAGGGCCUUAUGUGAAGUGGUUUCUUCAAAAGCUUGGCCACGAAGGCCUCAAUAACAUGCUGGCAGCGUACAAAGAUAAAUCCGCUUAUGCAUUGUGCGUCUUCUCACUAGCUCUCGGGCCUGGCUUUGAGCCUACAACAUUUGUUGGACGCACUGAGGGAAAGAUCGUUCCAGCGAGAGGGCCGGCAGAUUUCGGCUGGGAUCCGGUGUUCCAGCCAGAUGGAAGCGAUUUUACCUACGCAGAAAUGCCCAAGGACGAGAAGAAUAAGAUCUCUCACAGGCGCCGCGCACUGGACAAAGUCCGAGAUCAUUUCCGGGAGUACGAUUUCGUUGUGAGGAACGAUGAUUCACAAGUGUAGCGACAAAAAAAUCAUCUUUUCCUUUUCCUAAGAGCUUCUAGCAGAACUGGCCAGCCACGAGAAAGAUCUACGUAAACAAUGUAAGCUUUUGAUAUAUCUCUAUGCUCGAAAGCUACAUUGUUCUUCCUUUGCUAGAUCCUGAAGCGACAUUGUUUUCUCUUA
Selaginella moellendorffii is the source of this 802-nucleotide messenger RNA. RefSeq names its product inosine triphosphate pyrophosphatase. Gene Ontology annotation, molecular function: nucleoside triphosphate diphosphatase activity. The coding region runs from base 26 to 640 and encodes 204 amino acids. The record is from RefSeq and is a predicted model, not a curated record. The transcript has 8 exons. NCBI's taxonomy places the organism in Eukaryota, Viridiplantae, Streptophyta, Lycopodiopsida, Selaginellales, Selaginellaceae. Gene Ontology annotation, biological process: nucleoside triphosphate catabolic process. Gene Ontology annotation, cellular component: cytoplasm.